AUGUUAAACUACGUUUUAGAUUAUAUCCCAUACAUAGUUAUAGCUUUGUGUCUUAUAUAUCCUCUCAGAACUAUCAUUUACGAUCAAUUUCAAGCUGUUCUCUCAAAAAAAAAGGAUAUUGAUGUAGCUUCCGCUGGAGGAUUUAUUCCACUUCUUCGUAUACUUCACGCGGAACAAGGAGCAACGGUCACAUCUAAUCUUCCUUUUGAAAAUACAAUUUCUGUGGUGAAUUCCGAAGUAAUGAAAGCAACUUUACAAAUCGGUGAUAGGCCUAUUGGAUUAUUCAAGUUUUUGGUACCACUUAUAGGUGAAGAUAAUUUUCAGAUUUUUGAUGCCGAAAGAGCUGCGAGAUUUAAAAAAGUAAGCGGACCUGCUUUCGGUCAGGAAGUUUUGACAACAAAAUAUGACGAUAUGCGAAGUAUUGGAAUUGAUUUAAUCAAGCGGUGGGAAGAAAGUUUGAAUUUGCAAGACAGCGUUAUUAUCAGGAUGCAAGAGGAAUGUCUCGAAUUUGCUUUACGAGCAACUUCAAAGGCAAUCCUAAGUACCGACACGCCUCAGGACUUAGACUUUAAAAAAUUCAAACAAUCGUACGACGCCACGUUGAGUGGCUUGUUUGAUAAACAAUUUGGUCUCCUUGAUGAUCUUCGAGAAGAAGAACUCCAGCAAUCGCUCAAUUCUUUUCUUACUACAUUGAGUAAGUUAAUUAAUGAUAGGAAAAAUAAAAGUACAGAAGUAGAGAAUACUGAGAAGCCCGCGUAUGUCAAGGAUCUUCUCGAUAUUUUGUUGACUGAGAAUGAUCCAGACACUGGAUGCCCCUUUAGUGAUGAAAUGAUAAGAAGUAUUAUGAGCAUAUAUUUGACAGCUGGAUACCAUACUACUGGUGUCGCAAUUCCUUUUACUUUAUUCGCUUUAACACAAAAUCCAGAAGCUAAAGCAAGGCUUCAAGAGGAAAUUGAUGAAGUAUUACAAGAUCGUUUACCAACACUCGAAGACUUAUCCAAGAUGGAUUGUUUAACACAAGUGAUAAAAGAAGCUCUUCGAGUUCAUCCGCCAGGUACUUUUUGUGCCCGUUUAAUCAAAACAGGUUCUGUACUUUCCAAAGCAGUGGAAAAUUUCCAAGUGCAGACGGACAACACCACGAUCCUAUAUUGUAUCCCAUUGUAUCACGAGAAUCCAUCAUAUUUUGCUAACCCCCAAAAAUUUGACCCAUCUCGAUUUUCACGAGAAAAUAUAAAGAAUAUUAAACCGAACACUUAUUGUCCAUUUGGAUUUGGAGCUCGAAUGUGUCCAGCAGAGAGACUCGCAAUGGUUGAUAUUAAAAUAAUGGUCUGUAUGAUUAUGCAAAAAUUCGAUUUCGAAUUAGCUAUGAAAGUGGAAGAUGUGCAAAUGGAAGAAAGGUUUGUCGUCAUGGCUAAAAAUGAUAUUUUGAUAAAACUUAAACCAAGAAGUGGUAUAAAUGCCUAG
This is a messenger RNA of Dentiscutata heterogama, 1464 nucleotides long. NCBI's taxonomy places the organism in Eukaryota, Fungi, Glomeromycota, Glomeromycetes, Diversisporales, Gigasporaceae. The record is from the annotation of a GenBank genome assembly.